AUGGCUGAGACUGUUGGAAAGACCAUUACUUGCAAGGCUGCCAUUGCCUGGGGUGCUGGCCAGCCCUUAUCCGUGGAAGACGUCGAGAUUCACCAUACCGGAGUCUGCCACACAGACGCAUACACCCUCUCUGGAAAGGACCCCGAAGGCGCUUUCCCUGUUAUCCUCGGCCACGAGGGCGCUGGAAUUGUCGAGUCGGUGGGUGACGGCGUGACGAAUGUGAAGCCCGGCGACUAUGUCGUUGCUCUCUACACCCCCGAAUGCAAAGAAUGCAAGUUCUGUAUCUCAGGCAAGACCAACCUGUGCGGCAAGAUCCGCGCGACGCAGGGCAAAGGCGUCAUGCCGGAUGGAACAUCGCGGUUCAAGGCCCGCGGCAAAGACAUCCUGCACUUUAUGGGCACGUCGACAUUCUCACAGUACACCGUCGUCGCAGACAUCUCGGUAGUCGCCGUGACCGACAAGGCCGGCACGGACAAAACCUGCCUGCUUGGCUGCGGAAUCACGACCGGCUAUGGCGCCGCAGUUGUCACAGCCAAGGUGGAAGAAGGCUCGAACGUGGCCGUGUUUGGCGCCGGCUGUGUCGGGCUCUCGGUCAUCCAAGGCGCGGUGAAGAACAAGGCUGGAAAGAUCAUCGUCGUCGACGUGAAUGAUAAGAAAGAGGAGUGGUCGAGGAAGUUCGGCGCCACGGACUUUGUCAACCCGACCAAAUUGAAUGGCCAGAGCGUGCAGGAGAAACUCAUCGAGAUGACGGAUGGUGGCUGCGACUAUACCUUUGACUGCACGGGCAAUGUUGGAGUGAUGCGUGCUGCGCUAGAGGCGUGCCAUAAGGGGUGGGGCCAGAGUAUUGUCAUUGGUGUUGCAGCUGCUGGCCAGGAGAUUUCGACACGUCCUUUCCAACUCGUCACCGGCCGCGUCUGGAAAGGAUGCGCCUUUGGUGGCAUCAAGGGCCGCUCACAACUCCCCGACCUCGUCGACGACUAUCUCACCGGCCAGCUCAAGGUCGACGAAUUCAUCACGCACCGUGAGCCUUUGGCCAACAUCAACGAGGCAUUUGAGCAGAUGAAGGCGGGUGACUGUAUCCGAUGCGUUGUUGACGCGAGGGCGUAA
Messenger RNA from Talaromyces proteolyticus, 1107 nucleotides. Its product is annotated as formaldehyde dehydrogenase. NCBI's taxonomy places the organism in Eukaryota, Fungi, Ascomycota, Eurotiomycetes, Eurotiales, Trichocomaceae. Gene Ontology annotation, cellular component: cytosol. Bases 1 to 1107 code for a protein of 368 amino acids. The transcript has 7 exons. Gene Ontology annotation, molecular function: S-(hydroxymethyl)glutathione dehydrogenase [NAD(P)+] activity; zinc ion binding. Gene Ontology annotation, biological process: formaldehyde catabolic process. The record is from RefSeq and is a predicted model, not a curated record.